Rubroshorea leprosula is the source of this 933-nucleotide messenger RNA. The record is from the annotation of a GenBank genome assembly. NCBI's taxonomy places the organism in Eukaryota, Viridiplantae, Streptophyta, Magnoliopsida, Malvales, Dipterocarpaceae.
AAAUUAAUUUUUUGUUUUUAAGGAGAAAAAUGCAGAAUAUGCAAUACUCUGCUAUUGGAAUAAAGAUUACUGUAUGGAAGAUGUUAGCAAGUUUUCUUGAUAAGGCUCCAAAUCAUCCUGAUCCUGGGCGAUGUUGGGACAUUGUUGACAAAUACAAGGUGACCCUAUUCUACACUACCCCCACAUUGGUGCGGUCCCUCAAGCGUGAGGGUGAUGAGUAUGUUACUCGCUACUCUCGCAAGUCCCUACGGGUCCUUGGAAGUGUUGGUGAACCCAUUAAUCCAAGUGCAUGGAGGUGGUUUUAUAAUAUAGUUGGAGACUCUAGAUGUCCUAUAUCUGAUACAUGGUGGCAGACGGAAACUGGUGGCUUCAUGAUUACUCCACUACCUGGUGCCUGGCCACAAAAGCCUGGUUCAGCUACCUUUCCUUUCUUUGGAGUCCAGCCUGUCAUAGUGGAUGAAAAAGGGGUUGAGAUUGAGGGUGAGUGCAGUGGGUAUCUAUGUAUGAAAAGCUCAUGGCCUGGAGCAUUCCGAACUCUCUAUGGUUCCCAAUUCACGGCUCUUUGGAAUUAUUAUUAUUGUUAAUAUUUUUGCACUUUUCAAUAUUGAUUUUGAUUUGGUUUGAGAUCAAAUGUUGCAUGAUCGUUUGUUUACGUAGAAAACCCUUCAAAAUUUUGAGAUUCUGAUAGAUAAGUCUUGGAUUCUGAUUAUAAGUGAAAUUAAAGCUUCUUGUAAUCCCUUUUCUUGUUAUCUGUUUGGAAUUUUCACGAUUUAGUUAUGAUUGUUGGAAUUUCCUUCAUUUUAUUUUGUUGCUUAGAUCGAGAAUCAUUGUUGGUAUAUUCUGGUUUCUUUACCUCUAAUUGGGUCUAUGUGUUACUGCAUUCUAAGUUUUUGUAACUAUUUGAUUUGGGAUCAUUAAAAUUGGGACGCCUUG